Salvia hispanica is the source of this 2134-nucleotide messenger RNA. RefSeq names its product protein involved in starch initiation 1-like. NCBI's taxonomy places the organism in Eukaryota, Viridiplantae, Streptophyta, Magnoliopsida, Lamiales, Lamiaceae. Gene Ontology annotation, biological process: reciprocal meiotic recombination. The record is from RefSeq and is a predicted model, not a curated record.
UUUGUGGUAAUCUGAAAGCCACACGUGCCAAUCGCCCACCCAGUGCUGCCGUUCUCGUCGUUUCCAUUCCUUCCUUCCUCCACCUCCAAGUUUCCUCUCUCCUUCACCCCUUGUAUACUGCAAUUCCUAAUUUUCUCUCUCGCUGCUGUCUCCUGCCAUGUGUUUGAAGGUACGCUUGAGAACAGAUGUGGUCGGCAGAUGAAGUAUGGCGCUCUCUACCUCUAUUUCCCUACCCUCAUUUCCUCAGUUAUGCUAUUCUAGUCCAAAAUGGAAGCAAAAGAGGGUAGAGUUUCUGAAGCUGCGUAGAAGCGAGUCUAAGUUGUCGUGGAUUGUCAAAUCGGUGUUAAAUAGCAGUAGGCACUCCAGUAUUAGUGAUAGUGGGGCGAGUGAACCGGCUAGGGUUCUUCUGGAGAGGUUGUUUGCUCAGACUCAGAAGCUUGAACAACAGAUAGGUAGGGAUCCAAGUUCGCCUGAGCUCGGUGUGGGUCUUGGUGAGCUCGAAUCGGAACUUCAUGCUGCUCUAGUAGCCUUGAAGAAGAAGGAAGAGGAUCUGCAGGAUGCGGAGAGGAAGGUGGUGUUGGAGUUCAAUGAAAUUCAUCAAGCCAGGAAGAGUUUGGAGCGACGAGAAGAAGAAAUGGCAGCUGCUACACUGAAGCAGGAAAAGCUCGAGGAGGAGCUGAUGGUAGCAAAUGUAGAGUUGGCUUCACGAGCCUUGGAAAUCAGUGAGCUUAAGCUUCAGCUCAAGGAAAGGGAUGAUAAGAUUUCUGCUUCACAAGUAGCACUGUUGGUCAAAGAAGAGGAAAUCGCAAAGAUGGAACAGGAACUGAUGAAGAAGACUGAUGAAGCUGCUAAUGCUGAAUCACAACUCUGCUUCAAGUCCGGGCUCCUGGAUGAAGCAAACAAAGUUGUGGAAAAGCAAGCACUUGAGCUCCAGCAACUUCAGAGAGUAAUUCGAGAGAAAGAGGAAGAGCUUGGAAAUUCCAUUCGGAUGCAGGAAUCUGAAUCUGAGAAAUUGAAGAAUGCGGAAGCAAAGUUGGAGAAGCAAACAAUGGACUGGCUAAUUGCACAGGAGGAGUUGAGAAAGCUUGCAGAGCAAACAUCCAAGCAUGUUGGGGAAGCAAAUUCCACUCUAGAUGAGUUUGGGAGAGUGAAAAAACUUAUUUCUGAUGUGAAAUGUGAGCUUGUUUCUUCUCAAAAAGUUUUGGUUUCCUCCAAAGAGAAAAUGGAAAGUCAAGAUCGGUUGUUGGAAAAACAGCUUAAUGAACUUGAAGAGCUAAGGCAGAGCAUUAUGUCGUAUCUGCCAAGUUUGAGAGAUGCCGAAGCAGAAGUGGAAAGUGAGAGAGUGAAACUAAGGGUUGCUGAAGCUCAAAACGAGGAGCUUAAAAGAGAUCUAUUGUUGGAAAAAGAACUUGUUGCUGAGCUACAGACAACGUUGGAUAAAGAGAGGUCAGCUUUGAAACAAGCAGUUUCAGAACUCUCAGCUCUCCGCGAGGAAAUAGACAGCAAGACUGCUGCAUUUGAAGAGUCACAGACUCUUCUCACAGCUAAAGAGUCAGAACUGGUAGAAGCAAGAUUAGAGAUCCAGCAUUUAAAGUCCGAACUGGUUUCACUUCAACUUAUAUUGGAGCAGAAAAACUCGGAACUCUCAGAUGCAAAAGAGAUGCUGGAGGAACUCAGUCAUCAGAUUGCUGAACUGAAAGGGAUUUUGUCCAGCCGAGAAGAGGAGCUCAUUGGAGCUGUGUCCGAGCUCAAGGAGAAGGGCCAGCACACCCGAGAAAGCCUGAGAGCUAAGGAAAUGGAAGUUCUUGCAGCAAAUAAGGAUCUCAUAAUGAAAGACGAGGAGCUAAACGUGGCUAUCAGAAAACUAGAUGCUAAAGAGAAGGAAAUAGCAAAACUGAGAGAGGGAGUCAUGCAAGAUACAGAUCUGAAACAGCUGUAUGAAUUAUCACAGGAGAUAAUUGGUGAGAAAAGCGUGGGUGAAGUCGCAAUUGAGAAACUGCAAUUAGAAGCAGCUCAACUCGAAGUCGAAGCUGCAACAAGUGCACUAGAGAGAAUCACAGAAUUGAGUAGCCAGCUUCUGCACCAAGCUGGUCUGAGCAUCGAGGCAGAAACAUCCUCCUGCAAAGAGAGAUGA